AGAAUCUGUUAUCAGUGUACAGUAGAAUAUUAAGCAUGAUGAAAUAAAUUUCGAUGAUACCUACGGUGUGUAUUGUUCGUGCGCGUUAUUUUAUUUUAUUCGAUUUUUUAUAUGUAUUUGAAUAGUAUUGGGAUCCUGAAACCACAGUAUCAAGAUCAACAAAAUGAUGAAAAUCACUAAAAUCAGUCGUGUUCUUCAUCUGCAUGACCAUCGUCGAUUCUAUUCCAGAGUACUAACACGCCGGAUUCUACCAUUCCAUUACCUCAUCUUCGAAAAGACAUUUGGUCGUGACCCGGAAAGUAAACCAUUAUUGAAAUCCCUUAUUAAUUCAAUAGUACGAGAAGAGGAUCGUAUCACGAACAUAGAAAAACUGAGUCUUUUGGAGAAGCAGCUCGGUUUCCACUUAGAAGCCGUACAGGAACGCGAAUCGCCCGAAUUGAUAAAACGCUUCAAUAUUGAGAUCCAAGUCGCACAAGACGAGAACUACGACACUCGCGCUGUCCAGUCCAUGUCAAAAUAUCAUUCAGACUGCUUGGAUCAGUUGGGUCCCCGAGAUUCCUACAAGAAUUCCUCGAUGCCGAAAACUAUUAGUAUACAUUUAUCAAACCAUAGUAUUCUUCCUGCUCAAUAUCCGUUCCAUACCGAAUUCAUUUUAAUGGAACGUAACACAAAGAUGCAAUAUCCGUCGGAGUGUGUUACGAUGCAUGUACUGGAAUUCGAUAAAUGCAAAGCUGAUGUCGAUUCGUUGAAAACGCCGCUGGAAGAAUGGUGGGCGUUCUUUAUGAAGACAUAUAAAUUUCUACAUGCAGAUGAAGUAGAUUUGAUAAAAACCUUUAAAACCUCCGAAGUUCGUACCGCAUUACAAAAUAUAGAAGUGAUGAGAUUUACAGACUACGAAUUGAAUUUUUAUGAUUCCCAUUUGAGACACGUUGACAUGAUAAAAAUGGAAGCAACAAUGGAAAUGGCUCAAAGAAUGAUUGAAAUCGGUUCGGAUAAUCAGUUCAUAGCCAAAAUUACCGGCCUCGAAUUCAGUGUAAUCGAGGAAAUGCGGAAUAGUUAGCGGUACGCAGGCGUUUUUUCAAAGCCAAAAGUCCGUGGGUGCUGUUUUGUUUCUCUAGAUUAGGCUAUAUCAAUGGCCAUUCAUUGGAACUUUAUUUUUCACUUUUUAAGUAACAUGUUGUAAUUUUAAUAGUGAAUUUUUAAAAUAUAUUUUCAAUGGAUGCUAUACAA
Messenger RNA from Planococcus citri (citrus mealybug), 1230 nucleotides. RefSeq lists its product as uncharacterized. The transcript is spliced from 2 exons. Lineage: Eukaryota; Metazoa; Arthropoda; Insecta; Hemiptera; Pseudococcidae. The record is from RefSeq and is a predicted model, not a curated record. Bases 164 to 1060 code for a protein of 298 amino acids.